Messenger RNA from Zootermopsis nevadensis, 1173 nucleotides. Its product is annotated as odorant receptor 82a-like. The record is from RefSeq and is a predicted model, not a curated record. Gene Ontology annotation, cellular component: plasma membrane. Gene Ontology annotation, molecular function: odorant binding; olfactory receptor activity. Gene Ontology annotation, biological process: sensory perception of smell; detection of chemical stimulus involved in sensory perception of smell. Lineage: Eukaryota; Metazoa; Arthropoda; Insecta; Blattodea; Termopsidae.
CGCAAACAUUCCAUCGAUAAUUUGAUUCGUCUGACUGAAUCGUUUGUCUUCGAGGACUGUCCAGAACGAGACGCGAGUACCGGUCGGCUCACCACGGCGGGGAUGAUACCCUGGAUCCAGAAACUGACGAUACUCGGAACGUGCCUUGUGCUGGGUCCUCACAGCAUCUACAUGUUUGUUAGGAGUAUCGGGACCGAGAAACUGGGACUCAGAAUGUGGACCCCGUACGACGCCAGACCGAGUCCAGUGCACGAAAUCACUGUCAUCAUUCAGGUGUUAUCAACUCUAGUCGACGUGACAAUUUUUACGGGAUUUGUCGGUCUCUACGCGACCCUGGUGGCCAUUGCGUGUACUCAGCUGGAGAAACUUCAAGAGGGUCUGAAAAACUUCAGGAAUGAAAAAGAGCUGAAACCCAACACGGAACAGGAAAAACUUAAGGAGCAUAUUCGAUUCCACCAGAGCAUUCUCAGUUUCAUGGGGGCCCUUGAAGACACCCUGAACAUCUUAGUCCUGGGCCACUUCCUAGUCAUCGUCGGAGCGCUCUGCUUCGGCGUUAUAUCUGCUGUAGCGAUCUGGGGAAACGCGGGAGAUUUGCUGCAAAUUAUAUUGGUAAUGUGUAGCAUAACCGCGCAACUCGGAAUGUACUGCUGGUUCGGAGAACGGCUUACGAAUCAGGCUGAGGGCGUUAAGCAAGCCGUCUGGGAGAGCGAAUGGGUAGGAGCACCCCUCCAACAACAGCGCGAUCUGGCGUUCGUGAUGGCCGAGGCGAACAAACAGUUCGUCCUGACGGCAGGGGGCUUCACAUCUCUGUCACACCACACACUGAUCAUGGUCGCCAACCAAGUAAUGUCCUACACCAUGUUCUUGGUCAACGUGAGAGACGAAAAUGACCGCGCGUAGUCUCGCUGGUGGAAGCAUUUGGAACGUAGUCAAGUAACUUCUGUAACACACAAGCCACUUCAAUUAUCAUCACAUAUCCCACUUCUAUCAGAAUUGUUUUUGUGCACAUUUUCAAUUAAAGAAAAACAUUGAAUUUGGUUUGUGACUUUCAUCGCUGUAAAGAGCUCAGUUCUCAGAACACUAUAUUAUUAUUAUUUAAAAACUGAAUAAUAUCCUGAUGUAUGAUAGUCUUAACAAUUCAAUUAUUGAAAUAUAUUAGCAGUUGAAUACUCA